Messenger RNA from Magnusiomyces paraingens, 2784 nucleotides. RefSeq lists its product as uncharacterized. NCBI's taxonomy places the organism in Eukaryota, Fungi, Ascomycota, Dipodascomycetes, Dipodascales, Dipodascaceae. The coding region runs from base 1 to 2784 and encodes 927 amino acids. The transcript is spliced from 3 exons. The record is from RefSeq and is a predicted model, not a curated record.
AUGGGUGGGGAAUUAGAUAAUGCACAAACAAGCUCUUCUCAAUUUCAAAUUUUUAGCGAUGGUAAUGGAGUAAAGAAAUCUACUGGUGUUUUGGGAUUUUUGGGAAUAAAAUCGUCACCAUCAUCACAAGAGCCAUCAGCUGAAAUAAAACCAUCUCCUACAUCAUCACCAACAUCUUCUGCAUCUUCUGAUUCACCUUGUUCCAAUGAUGAAUUCUUUCAAUAUUCCAAUAGUAGCAAUAUCAAUGUGGUAACACCCUUGUUAGUCCCACAACCAGUUACUAGAAAGUGUCAAUCAGAUGACAGCCAAAGGGAUCAUUUGGGAAGCCUUGCCGAAACAAUUAUUGGUGUAGAUGGUAUAAACACUACUAAUCCAACUGGAAAUGUUUACAAUAAUACCAGUGGAAGCUGCAGUGAUGAUGAAGAUGAUAAUGAAAACCUUAAUGAUUUGAAACCUCCAGAUCCAUUUUAUCCGCCUGAAGAUCCCCCAGUCCAGCCUCCCAAAGGGCCCCAGCCACAUCCUGAUCCAAACCCACCAACUUUACCGCCAGAAAAAAUACCCAAGAAGGGUAAGAAUAUUAUUUUGUGCUUUGAUGGUACAUCAGAGACAUUUGGAGCAAAUCCGCAUACCAAUGUGCUUAAAUUUUUUAAACUUCUCGAUCGUUCAGACAAAACAGUACAAGUAUCCUACUACCAGCCUGGCAUCGGAACUUAUGUAAAGGCUCUUGGAGCCAUAGGCUACUCUUUGCGAAUCGUUGAAACUAUCAAAAAUGGAAUUGAUUCUGCCAUUGCAUACUCUCUUGACGAAAAAAUUCGGCAAGCUUAUGCCUUUCUGAUGAAAUUCUAUGAAGACCAUGAUCGCAUAUAUCUUAUUGGGUUUAGUCGUGGUGGGUUCACAGCGCGGGUGCUUGCAGGGAUGAUUGAACUUGUUGGUUUAAUUCAUCCGGGUUUGGAGGAAAUUAUUCCGACUGCUUGGAAUAUUUACAAAACAUGGGAGUAUGCAAGAAAAGAUACAAAAGGUGGGCCAAGUACGGGUUUGCAUACAACGUUAGCUGAUGAGUUUAAAAAAACUUUUUCACGACGGUCAGUCAAAAUUCAAUUUAUGGGGUUGCUGGACUCAGUAAACUCUGUGGGAAUAUUGUAUGACCGAAUGUUUCCACACACCUCUAGUACUGGUAUUAUUCGCCAUAUUCGACACGCAAUGAGCAUUGACGAGCGACGAGGGAAAUUCAAGCAGUAUCCGUUUUCACAUAUUUACUAUACUGUUGCCGGGAAGUACAAUAACAAUUCGCCCAAUACAAAUGCUUCAACUAUUAGUACUCGCAGAAACUCGCCAACAGAAAUGUCGCUUCCUGAACAAGUUUUGGGUGUCCAGUCAGCUGAUGGAAAUUGUGGGGAUGAUUACUGUGAGCAGUCUAUAAUGAGUUGUCCACAUGAAUGCUGUAAUGAUUCUGAGGAUGUUCCAAGAGAGCUUUUGUCUAAUCCCCCUAGUCCAAAAAACUCUAUUCUUAAUGCGGAUGAUGAGUGCGUUCCCAAGGAUCACAUGGCUUAUACUGCUAAAGAAGCCCAAUUAUUGCAAAAGUGUGGUAGAUUUAUUGACGAGCUCGAUCAUAAAAAAUUGCAAGAUAAAGGACUCAUGAAUAAACAAGAUUUUGAAGACAAUUCAGAAAGGCUUCAGAAUAUUGAAAUUUAUUUAUUGCGCAAAAAUUCCACUGAAACAGAUAGUGUUGCUGGAAGCAGUGUUGCUGGAUCGGUUGCUAAUGGAGUAAACGCAGUUCCUUUAAAACCUAUGUGUAAAGACAAGUCUUCGGAGCUCAAAGUGCUUGCAACAAGGAACGAGGAGCUUCCCGCAUCAUAUUGGAUUAAAGCGGCAGGAACUACAAUUUCGCUCCUAGACACGCCCGGUAUGAAUGAGCCAACACGACGAUUGGUUCAUGGGGAAAUUAGUCCAAUGGAUCACAACCAGGCUUGUUCAGAUGUGAUUGAGCUGUGGUUUGCUGGAGACCACAGUGACGUUGGAGGUGGAUGGGCAUCAGAUUCCAACGGAGGUCUUGCUGGCGAUAUUUCGUUUCGGUGGCUAAUUGGUGAGUCCAUUAAGGCUGGAGUGCGAUUUAAGCCUGGCGCCGUGGAAGAAUAUUUAAGAGACCAUGAGAUUUUGCCUAGUUUGCGAGCACCACUUCACGACUCGCUAGAUGUGCGUUUAUGGGGGGUGAAGAAGGAUGAUGAAUUUGGACGUGCGGAAAAGACAUUUUUUGAGUCUUUUUUUUGGUGGGUUAUUGAGUUGCUGCCAUUGCCAACGUUUCGGUUCAACAAGAAUAAAGACCGUUGGUCAAGAUCAGUUGUGCCAAAUGCAGGUCGCAGACGAGUAGUACCGCUAGAUGCCAAAUUUCACUGGAGUGUCUCGUGGCGAGCCAUGUAUGGUGGUAUUCGAAAUGAAGGAGCUCGGGAAGGACGUGGUCCAAAGCAUGUGAAUCGACAUGACACGAAGGCUGCGUACUGGCCACCAAAUUUAACUGCUUUACACGAUUUGGUACCUUUAUCUGCAAGUGCUGAGUUUAAUCCGCCAGACGAUAUUGCUGAGGCCAUUGAGUACUACAAGAAACAUGGUGACGAUAAUGAAGAAUACGAAGAAAAGAGCGAUAAUGGUGGUUCAAAGCGUGGGAAUACUGGUAGUAGUAAUAGUAAAGAAAUUUUGGCCGGUCGGCGUUUAAGUAUGUUGGUCAAAAAGCGACGCCAUCAUCGCAAAGGUGGUCGACAUAAACACAAUCAUGCGGGAACUAUUUGA